Messenger RNA from Artibeus jamaicensis (Jamaican fruit-eating bat), 1192 nucleotides. It is a transcript of the gene CREG1, whose product is annotated as cellular repressor of E1A stimulated genes 1. The record is from RefSeq and is a predicted model, not a curated record. The coding region runs from base 70 to 732 and encodes 220 amino acids. The transcript has 4 exons. NCBI's taxonomy places the organism in Eukaryota, Metazoa, Chordata, Mammalia, Chiroptera, Phyllostomidae.
ACCCGGGCGCCGGGCAAACACCAGGCCGCCGAAGGUCCCGGGGCAGAGACUGCUGCCGGAGUCAUCGCAAUGGCCGGACCUGCCCGUGGGUCCGCGCGCCCGCUGCUCGCCGCCCUGCUGGCGCCGGUGCUGGUGGCGCUGCUAGUGGCACCGGCGCGGGGCCGGGGCGGCCGAGGCCACGGCGACUGGGACGCCGACACUCUGUUGCCGCCGCUGCCGCCCCGCGACGACGCGGCGCGCGUGGCCCGCUUCGUGACGCACUUCUCCGAUUGGGGCGCGCUGGCCACCAUCUCCACGCAGGAGCGGGUGCGCGGCCUGCCCUUCGCCGACGUCCUGUCGCUCAGCGACGGGCUCCCGGCCAAGGGCAGCGGCGUGCCCUACUUCUACCUGAGCCCCCUGCAACAGUUGGUGGGCGACCUGCAGAAGAGUCCAUAUGCCACGCUGACCAUAUCUUUGGCUCAGACCGACUUCUGCAGGAAGCACGGGUACGACCCCCAAAACCCCCUCUGUGCUCACGUCAUCCUGGCCGGGACCGUGACCAAGGUGAACGAGACAGAGAGGGAUGUGGCGAAGCAGGCGCUGUUCACCCGGCACCCGGAGAUGGCGUCCUGGCCUCCCGGCCACGACUGGUUCUUUGCCAAGCUGAACAUAACCAACAUCUGGGUUCUGGACUACUUCGGCGGGCCCAAAACAGUGACACCUGAGGAGUAUUACAACGUCACCGUCCAGUGAAGCAGAAUCGGGCGACUAGAACCGCACAGGUGACGCUGUUGGGAAGUUUCUAACAGACUGGAAGGGCGUCGGGGUUCCCGGUGGACCGAGCCCCAGAAGAUCCGCCCGUUCACUUUCACCCCGGGGGCUGGAGGGCUCGCUCGUUUACAGAAUCAAGUUGACUGUUGCUGGAUUUCUUGGAAGACGAGGUUGCUGACUUUUAUAAAUGUGAACCUGUAGUUUCAGUACCUAUACACGUGGUUUCAGAAGACGAGAUGCGAUCCCUCGUAAAGAGGCAUCAGGAAUCAAGCCCCGGAGCCCCCCUGUGGCUCAGACAGGAGUCCAUACCCACCAGGAUGUUGGAAAACAACAAAGAAAUCCAGCAAACAGCUUCUGGUUAAGAAAAAUGAGUUGCAUUACACUUGGCAAAAUAGGUUUCUUGUUCAAAGCACCAGGGAUUAAAAGCAUUGUUUUAAAUGUG